Messenger RNA from Dracunculus medinensis (Guinea worm), 258 nucleotides. Lineage: Eukaryota; Metazoa; Nematoda; Chromadorea; Rhabditida; Dracunculidae. The record is from the annotation of a GenBank genome assembly.
AUGCAAAAGAGUAUUGAAAAGCAAAUGGCAAUAAGUAUUAUGAAAAAGGCGGAAAUUGAGAAUGAACGCGAACAACGAAGAAUGGAACGGCAAGCGCAACUCGAUGGAAUCCGACAAAAAUAUGGUAGAUUUCUUAAAUCACUUGUUACCACUUUGAUCUCUCUGGAAGAAUUUUCUCUUCUCAUUAGUUUUCCGGAAAUUCCACGGUGUACAAAUACAAAAUCAAGGCGAGCUACCGCGUUCAAAAAAUUCCAUUGA